AGAGAAGCCCCUUCCCCUUCCUGUGGUGCCUUGGCCCCCUUAGGCACAGUUUUGCCCUAGUGGAGCUGACGGGGGAAGAUGGAGUUUCUUGGAACCACUCAGACUGCCAGUUACUGUGGCCCCAAGAAAGCCUGCGGCAUCAGCGCGCUGCCCCCGGUUGCGCCGGCCCCGGUGAUCCAGGAGUGUUACCAGCCCUAUUACCUGCCUGGGUACCGCUACCUGAACUCAUGGAGACCCAGCCUCUUCUACAAGGUCUCCAACACCCAGACCUGCCUGGACGAGGGAGCCACGUGCCGCAGCGCCCUGCGGCCGCCCACCAUCCUGCCGGCCGUCCGCUCAGCGCUCUUCUGUCGCUACAGCCCCCAUGACUGGGACCAGUCCAACCAGCUGCAGAUCCGCGCGGCCGAGGCCUCGCGGCUGUGGGCCGGCCGGCUGAUGGGCGACUCCAUGCGGCUCAUGCAGGACAAGGACCAGCUGACGCGCCAGAUGCAGGAGGGGACCCGCCGGAACCUGGGCCAGAGGCUGUCGGACAUCGGCUUCUGGAAGUCGGAGCUGAGCUAUGAGCUGGAGAGGCUUCUGAACGAGAACCACAGCCUGGAUGCAGUCAAGAGGCGGCUGGAGUGCAUGGCGGAGGAACUGAACUGUCCACUGCAGGUGGCCCUGGAGUGUCAGUACCAGCGAGAGAAAAGGAUCGGGAUUGACUUGGUCCAUGACAACGUGGAGAAAAAUCUUAUCCGGGAAGUAGAUUUGCUAAAAUGUUGCCAAGAACAGAUGAGAAAACUAGCUCAAAGGAUUGACAUCCAGAUGAGGGAUAACCGGGAUGCUCAGCAUGCCCUGGAGAGGGACCUCGAGGACAAAAACUCAGCCGAGUUCAUCGAUGGGAAGUGCCUUAACCUACGGAACACAUCAGAUUGCAUCAGCUUCUUCCACGGCGUGGAGAAAAUUGAUGGCACGAUCUCCGUGCCCGAGACAUGGGCCAAGUUCAGUAACGACAACAUCAGGCACUCGCAGAACAUGCGGGCCAACUCUGUCCGGCUGCGGGAGGAGGCCCAGAACCUCUUCGACGUGUUGUUGGAUCAGAUGUGGAAGCAGUUUACCAACACCAAUCUGGCCUUCAAUGCCCGCAUCGCCGAGGUGACAGACGUGAAGAACAAGCUGCAGACGCAGCUGGCUAAGACGCUGCAGGAGAUCUUCCAGACGGAGAACACCAUCAUGCUGCUGGAAAGGUCCAUCAUGGCCAAGGAGUGCCCACUGAAGGUGGCGCAGACAAGGCUGGAGUGCCGGACCCGGCGGCCCAGCGUGGAGCUGUGCAGGGACAUGCCCCAGUUCAAGCUCGUGAACGAGGUGGUCACCAUCGACGACACCCUGCAGACCCUCAAGCUGAGGCUGCGGGAGACGCAGGACACGCUGCAGCUGCUGGUCAUGACCAAGUGCCGACUGAAGCACGAGCUGGCCGUGAAGGCCAACACCCUGUGCAUUGACAAGGAGAAGUGCAUGGGCAUGAGGAAGACCUUCCCCAGCACCGCCUGCCUGGGGACCUGCCCCUGAGCCGCCGCUGCCCCUGGUGCCCCUGGUGCCCUGCGCCAUGCACGUUCCUUACACAGCACAGAAUUUGCAAAGUCAGAAAAACAAAAUAAAAGAGUCAUUUUCUUCCUUUCCUCCUAUCAUGGAAAAAAUAUAUAUAUACAUAUAUAUAUAUAUAUAUAUAUAUAUAUAUAUAAAGAGCUUAAAUAAAUGUGCCAUACCAGA
Molecule: messenger RNA, 1749 nt
Organism: Balaenoptera musculus (blue whale)
Lineage: Eukaryota; Metazoa; Chordata; Mammalia; Artiodactyla; Balaenopteridae
Gene: TEKT5
Product: tektin 5
Exons: 7
Coding region: 79-1548 (489 amino acids)
Biological process (GO): cilium movement involved in cell motility; cilium assembly
Cellular component (GO): microtubule cytoskeleton; sperm flagellum; nucleus
Source: RefSeq, a predicted model, not a curated record